AUGACUCAACCAUCCAUCUUCCGUUGGCAAGGCCAGCAUAACGACAAGCGAUCCGCGCGGACCUUUAAGUAUACAGAUUGGACAGCUUUACUCAAAGAAGCGCAGGUUCUUAAUGGUGGACGAUUGUGCGUUUUUGAUGGGCCUUAUCAUGCUGGAGGACGCCAUAUUGUUCGUCGCCUCGAAUUUAUCGAUACAGGCCAAUUGUGGCUUGUACGCAUUCCUAUUCUUCCAGCCUCUUCCACUUCUGAUCAGAACGAAAUACUAAAAUGGUGGACGGCCGAACGACGAUUUACCAUGGAGAGCGAGAUUGCAACAAUGAAAUUCAUCGCGAAGUCCACCGACAUACCAGUCCCAACGAUCUUUGGGCACAGGACAUCUAUUGAUGGAAACCCUAUUAAGCUGCCAUAUAUGCUAAUGCAAUGCAUAAGAGGCAAUAUGUUGUUCGACCUUGGGGGUCCCGGUAUACUUACUGGCGAGCAAAAGAGUAGGAUCCGGAAGUCGAUAGCUUCAAUACAGUAUCAAAUGGCAACCGCCUCGAUUAACAAACUUGGAUCCCUUGUUUUGGGGCCAAACGGGACGAUUGAUAUUGGCCCACUCCCAGCGUCGUUUGGCUUUGAAGGACCGUUUACGUCAGCAGCGGACUAUUUUCUCUCAUGGGCUGCUCAUGCAAAAUUCGGGAAUUUGGAUUUUCUACACGGUCGGGUUGAAGACGACGACGAUAGAGUUCGAAGCCUAAAACGAGCAGUGAUUUCAUUCCCUCCACGCCUCAGGUCGGCAGUGGAGAAGAGAUUAUCAAGAAAUCCAACCGCUUACGAAAAUCGCUAUCCGAUCGUCCAUCGGGAUUUCCUGCUACACAAUAUACUUUUCGAUGAUACAUACAAUAUUGUUGGCGUAAUCGACUGGGAGUUUGCACAUUCCGCUCCACUCGAAGUGUUUACUGCUUUGACAAAUAUCUAUUCCUGUUUUGAUCCAAAGACGCUCCAUGCUAUUACCGAUAGAGAUGAUGAAGGGAGGCAGUAUAUCAAAGACGUUAUGCAUGAGGAGGAGGACAUUCGACAGGGAUGCAAGCUGUCCAAGACCUUUGGGAGUAUCUUGGGAGAUAUCGGUCUGUGCAUGACGUAUUUUGAGGAGGGGAGAGCAGUUUUAUUUGGGAAAUUGCUGGACCGGUACGAAUCGGAGACUAUUGAGAUUGAUCCUAAUUCUGUGGAGCCGCAAACAAAAUAA
This is a messenger RNA of Hyaloscypha bicolor E, 1224 nucleotides long. RefSeq lists its product as uncharacterized. The transcript is spliced from 2 exons. The coding region runs from base 1 to 1224 and encodes 407 amino acids. The record is from RefSeq and is a predicted model, not a curated record. Lineage: Eukaryota; Fungi; Ascomycota; Leotiomycetes; Helotiales; Hyaloscyphaceae.